AAUUGACAAGUGAAACGUCACAAAUAAUCACUAUAGUAUCACUACGCGAGUUUUUUCUUCGUUUAUCCCAAGAAAGAAUAAUCAGGAAUUUUCUGCGAAAUUGUGACUUAAAGCGUUCAGAAAACGACCAGUUCCCGAUAGCCCAGUACCCAGUGCAGCAGUAAUUUUCAUUAAAAAAAAAAUGUCCGUGGCACAAUUUUUGGCUGGAUUACCCUCGUAUAAUGAAAAUAACUUUUCCAAGUUUCAUAUGGACAGUAACAACAGGUCGUCCUCGAAAAGGCCUUCAGUGUACAUCUCCACAAAAGAUAAUACACCACCUGAACAACAAAUAAUUGUGACAGAAAAGACCAGCAUCCUCCUGAAAUAUAUGCAACAACAUUGGGAUAAAAAGAAUUCAACAAAAAAACGGGAAGUGAGUGGACCGGAAGAGCCCAGUCGAAAACGACCAAGGCUAGAGGGAGGGGGUGACUCGAACGAAUGGAGAGAAUAGAGAAAUGACAGACUUUUUUCUGGUGUACAUUUUUAAUUAAGUUUCUUUUUGUAUAUAAGAUAUAGGAGGUUGUAAGCUGUGCAAAAUGUACAGUCGAUCAUCUAAAGUUGAAAUAAUUCAGGUUUUCGUUUUGAAUUUAUUAUGUGUUUUUGCAAGUGGUAAGUUUGUGUUAUUUUUUUUAUGAAGGAUAUAAAGAGUUGAUUUAUAUAAAAUAAA
Messenger RNA from Anthonomus grandis grandis, 706 nucleotides. Its product is annotated as DET1- and DDB1-associated protein 1. The coding region runs from base 182 to 490 and encodes 102 amino acids. Gene Ontology annotation, biological process: positive regulation of proteasomal ubiquitin-dependent protein catabolic process. The record is from RefSeq and is a predicted model, not a curated record. The transcript has 4 exons. NCBI's taxonomy places the organism in Eukaryota, Metazoa, Arthropoda, Insecta, Coleoptera, Curculionidae. Gene Ontology annotation, cellular component: Cul4-RING E3 ubiquitin ligase complex.